Molecule: messenger RNA, 2256 nt
Organism: Colletotrichum phormii
Lineage: Eukaryota; Fungi; Ascomycota; Sordariomycetes; Glomerellales; Glomerellaceae
Product: kinase-like domain-containing protein
Exons: 4
Coding region: 1-2256 (751 amino acids)
Biological process (GO): positive regulation of transcription elongation by RNA polymerase II; protein phosphorylation
Cellular component (GO): nucleus; cyclin/CDK positive transcription elongation factor complex
Molecular function (GO): cyclin binding; ATP binding; RNA polymerase II CTD heptapeptide repeat kinase activity
Source: RefSeq, a predicted model, not a curated record
AUGAGUGGCAGAGGCAAUCAUCGGGGAGGCUUUGUCUCUCAGGGGCCGCCUGCAUUCGCCCGUGGCCAGCAGUAUAGCGACCCACGACAAUUCUCUCAAUCCCCGCAACCAACCCCCAACUCAUACAACGGAUCCCCAAACCAGUCGCCAUACGGUGCCGGCAGGGGAAACUGGGGUUCUCAAUUUUCUCCAAACCAUCAAUAUCCCCCUCAGUAUUCACAGUCCAACUAUGGACCUCCGACCGGGCCGUCGGGUGCUUAUACGCCAAACCCCUCUUACUCGCCACCACCAUCCGCCCCGACAGGACCUAUGCAAACGAACUAUUCUCAUCCCAAUUAUCGAGGCAAUUUCCGCGGGGGCUUCAAGAGUACCAGCACUGCACAGUGGACAUCCAACACCUCCGGCACCGGCUCUCGGGCCGACGACAUCAAAUCCCAGCACUCUACAACUCCUGCCCAGAGCAGCAAGUCAGAUGUUGGCGACAAUGCAGAGGACGGCGAGAACCCGUUCCGCCCGUCCAAGGACAACCAAGUCGAGGAUACUACACCAUCUGACAAGGCUCCCGAGAGCAACUCACAACGACCUGAAAAGGCCCCCCCAUCCGGACCGGCUGCCCAGUCGGCCUCGUCGUCGAAGUUCAGCUUUGCGUUUAAGGCAUCUGCAAAACCCACUCCGACGGCGCCCAAGCCUGAGAUUUCUCAAAAGUUCAACGCGGCUCCUGCAAAGCGGGAUACUUCACAGCAGAAUGACUCCAAGGACCGGGAUCGCGAACGAGAUCGUGAACGGGAGCGUGACCGAGACCGAGACCGAGACCGAGGCAGAGACAGAGACAGAGAUCGCGAACGUGACCGUGAACGCGACCAUGACCGCGACAGAGAGCGUGAUCGAGCCCGGGAGAAGGACAAGCAGAUCGAUAAGGACAUUCUUCGGAGUGCCCCGACCGAACCGGCGUCGGCGAGAGCCCGUCAGGAGCCCAGACAACCUCCUCCGGGGCCCCGACAGGCCACCGCUCCGAGAACACGGAAGAUCAAGAAGACGAUGAAGCGGUUGAAGCCGGGUCCGAAACUUCCGGACGAUCUCAUUAAAUCAGAGUCUGUCUAUUUCCGCAAGCCUGGAAACGAGUCUGUCGUUGGCUCGGGCACGUACGGCAAGGUGUUCAAGGCUUUGCACGUCUACACGAAAGGACUUGUUGCUCUCAAGCGCAUUCGCAUGGAGGGUGAGAGAGAUGGAUUCCCUGUUACAGCAGUCCGCGAGAUCAAGCUUCUCCAGUCACUGCGGCAUACGAACAUUGUUCAGCUCCAGGAGGUCAUGGUGGAAAGAAACGACUGCUUCAUGGUUUUCGAGUACCUGUCACACGACCUCACGGGUAUCCUGAACCAUCCGUCCUUCACGCUUGAUGCGGCCCAGAAGAAGCACAUGACGAUGCAACUUUUCGAUGGACUCGAUUAUCUGCAUAAGAGAGGCGUUCUCCACCGAGACAUCAAAGCUGCCAACAUCCUCGUCAGCAGUGACGGUGUUCUGAAGCUGGCAGAUUUCGGUCUGGCACGCUUCUACGCCAAAAGACACCAGCUGGACUACACCAACAGAGUCAUCACGAUUUGGUAUCGCUCCCCCGAAUUGCUUCUUGGUGAGACGCAGUACGGUCCCGCUUGCGAUGUCUGGAGUGCCGCCUGCGUGAUGGUGGAGAUCUUCACCCGCCACGCCAUCUUCCCAGGUGACGGAAGCGAGAUUAACCAACUGGACAAGAUCUACGCCGUGAUGGGAACACCGAACAAGGCGGAGUGGCCGGGUCUGAUUGAUAUGCCGUGGUUCGAACUGUUGCGCCCCGGGUACCGUCGGGCGAAUACGUUCCCCCAGAAGUACCAAGACAGGCUGCCAGCAUCUGCUUACCGACUCUUGGCCGCCAUGUUUUCUUAUGACCCCGCCAAGAGGCCGUCGGCUGCUGAAGUGCUCGCAGACGAGUACUUUACCACCGAAGACCCGCCUCCACAACAGGCCGUGGAGCUUGCUGACUUGGACGGCGACUGGCAUGAGUUUGAGUCAAAGGCGCUCCGGCGCGAGAACGAGCGUAAAGAAAAGGAAGCGCGGCGGGCGGCGGCAUCGACCAAGGACAGCGGUAACAACAGCAACAGCAACAGAAGCAACAAGUCCCGGGACCGUAAGAGGGAACCCGAGGCUCACGACGACCGUGGCGACGCUAAGAGGGUCCACGUGGAGACGAAGCCGGCGGUUGCUGUCGAGCGUCCUAGGGCUUAG